AUGAGGCUCUACAACUGUAGAUUCCUGUCCAGAUGUUUUCCUGUUGAACCUUGCAGCAUAAGUAGCGCCGCUAAGAGCUGCUAUAAGCGAUCGAUUUACCACUCCAGCGCUGCUCUCACAAAUGCUACCAAUGGAAGAGAGACGCCUAACAAACUACAUUCAGAUCUGCAUAGCGCUUUGGAGAUGGUCGAUGAAAUAUACGACACGAAUUCUACGGCAGAGGACGUUGGAAACAAGGACAAGGGUGGUCGACAAAAGUAUACGGAAGAAAUGGACAAGGCGAUUAAUCUGCUAAAAACAAAUAUAAAGAAGGAGUGUAGACAUGAUAAAUAUUUGGAGCACACAAGAGUAAGAAUGCAUCCCACUAGCAGAAAUUAUCCUACUAGGAGAACGUAUCCCACUAGGAGAACGUAUCCCGCUAGUAAAACAUAUCCCGCUAGCAGUUCAUACACUUUUCGGAUAAAUGUCCAAAAGAUCAAGCACGCAUUAGUACGUUACAAUCAAGAUGGAGGUCGAGGAGACGACCAGAAGCCUCCUAGAAUAGGUCAUGGAUUAACGAGGGUGUUAUAUCAACCAUUAUCGUUACAAAAAUUGAGGGAUAACAGAAGCAGAAUGUAUAACUUUGACCCUGCUGUGGAAAAUAUCAAUCCAGGGUAUCUGGAAAGAAAAAGUGAAAAAGACGUGAAUACUGAUUCCUCUGGGGAAGGACAAGCCGAGCCAAUAUUUAUCACACCCCACAAAGAUGAAUCUCUGUUGAAGGUUGCCAAAGAACAUAAAAAGAAGUACAUAUCUUCAUCAAGCUCUAUGACCUCUGUACUUUCUCAGUUACACUACCUAUUAUCCAAUUUUAGAAGAUUGAAUAUCAUUGACUCUUCGAUAUCGAAGAAUUUUCCUCAAAAAAACUGCAACUAUUCGGAAAGUGCAUAUUUCCCCUCAGCAGUCAUUCUGAGGAAGAAGAGAAAUGGCAUUUGUUCCAUUGAUUCAGAUAGAAGUCUGGAUAGAGAAAUCGUCCUCUCUGUAUUAGGACAUUAUCUUGAAGACUUCCUGACGGAAAAGUCUUUGAAUAGUUCGAAAAGUGAGAACUAUCAUUAUUCUAGCAUAGACGAAUUCAUUGUGCGCUCUCAAUUGGACGCCUACGACCCGAAUCUACCUGGAACCGGUGUAUUUGAUCUAAAGACAAGAGCAGUUUCUGCGAUAAGGUACGACUUAUCGCAUGUAGAGAAUAAUAACAAUCGAACUGGAUAUGAGAUAGAUAAGGUUUAUGGGGAAUUUGAGUCACUGGAAAGAGAAUAUUUUGAGCUAAUAAGGUCUGCUCUUUUAAAGUAUUCGCUGCAAGCUAGACUUGGCAAAAUGGAUGGUAUUUUCGUUGCGUAUCACAAUAUUUCUAAGAUGUUUGGAUUCCAAUAUCUACCUUUGGAUGAAUUAGAUUACAUAAUUCAUUCUUCGUAUAACAGCAGAUUCGAUAGUUUAUUGGAGCAGAAGAAUGAAAUCAUAAAGGGAAUAUAUGGUGAGGAGGACUACAUUCUACACUAUGACAGGGACGAUAGGAAGAUUGCUUGCUUGGUGGCUAAUAGAGAAUUUAAGAUGUCCAUGAACUUGUUCAGUAAUAUCUUGAAACACGUUGAGCAGUUACUGAACUCAAGUAGUACGAAAUGGGAAAAAUGCAAAAUAAUGCUUAAAACCGAAGUUGAAGAAAAACAGUCCAAAAAUGGCCGCUUCUUCAACGAACCGGUGCUAAAUAUUGUAGCACUACCGUUGUCAUCAGAAUACGAAGAUAAGUCGCUAUUGGUAAAGGACACUUCGAACGAACAAUUAACAAAGGAGCUAAAAAACCUUCGCUCAUAUAACGAAAAUCUUCUGGAAGGGAGCCUGAAUUCCUUAAUUGGCUUCAAAGUAAACGUCAAGCACUUCUACCACCACCAUCCUAAUACUACGCACGUACCCGCCUUUGCUUCAAAAAAGAAUGAUAUUCUCGACACCGAAGCUCGUAAAUAUAUUUCCGACGUGAUGAAACGAGACUGGUACAAAGAUAUACCAUCUACACAGACUCCAAACUUUUUCCACGCGUCCGAUAUUUCCACUUGGGAGGUGAACUCUACCUUCACAGAUAUUAUUGACAAGCGAGCUUUACGACAAUUAUACUUAAAAUAUCUGGAUGUUAAGUUAAAUGCGUUGAAAAAUCAAGUCAUCACACGCCAGAAACCCGAUAUAUCUAAAAAGGACGAAAUUAUAAAUCGAAUCAAAUCAUUACGAACCCGCAGGGAUCACCAUGAUAGUGGAAGUAGCAAAAGAUCUUCUAAUUUUGGCCCUACGCGACUACAAAUAAAAUUGCGCGCAUAUGCUAAAAAGGGUGCUCUUCGAAGGAAGCUAUUGGAAGGAGCAACAAGUUCCAUGUCUAAAAGUCAGUAA
This is a messenger RNA of Saccharomyces paradoxus, 2409 nucleotides long. It is a transcript of the gene PET127, whose product is annotated as Pet127p. Gene Ontology annotation, cellular component: mitochondrial envelope; mitochondrion. The record is from RefSeq and is a predicted model, not a curated record. Lineage: Eukaryota; Fungi; Ascomycota; Saccharomycetes; Saccharomycetales; Saccharomycetaceae. The coding region runs from base 1 to 2409 and encodes 802 amino acids. Gene Ontology annotation, biological process: mitochondrial RNA 5'-end processing. The transcript has a single exon.